GCACCACCUUGAAGAAUUUGAUGAUAAUGGACAGCUGAAUUAGAAAUUCCUUUUUGUAUCACCUUCCUAUUUUUCUCGUUUUUAACCUUCUUCUGUGUGGAAGUGUCCCGCCAGGCUGUCCAUAAUGGACGAGGGUGACGACCUGUCCGAUUUCCUGAGCCUUUUAGAAGAAGACUGUGGCACAGAAGCCGCAAAACCCUCGUCAGAAAUUGCUCCUCCGGCGCCGGUGGCUAAGCCUGCUUCAUCGUCGGGCUACAGAGAAAUUACUGAUCCGGACGCCUUCCUGCGGCCCUCCGAGGAUGGCGGUCCGUCCCAGGUUCACGGUGGUGACACGGAUUCCUCAGACGACGAAGACAACCGGAAUUUCCAAGAGCAGAACCUCACCACCUUUGGCCGGGAUGUCAAAAAGUUGAUGCACGCUCGAGAGGAGACUGCCGAGAGCAAUAAAAAGUCCUUUUCUCUGAGUGGACUCAAAGGUGUUGGAACCAAGACAGAGCAGAACGACCCCAAAGUGUCCUGGAGCCGGAAUCAGGCUGUUGCUCCGACGAACCAGCAGAAUCUGAGACAGGCUAAAACAGUUUCCGGUCUUUCCGGACUGCCCAUGAAGGCAGCAGACAGGGAUUGUUUUCUCGAGCCAAUUUCUGGAAUAAGAGUUGUAAAUCCGCUGGUCACUCAAGAAUUCAUCUUGGAAAGAUCUGAUGGUCGACAAACAGUGUCCUGCUCGAUGGUCAAGCGAAAAUAUGAGUCAAACUCUAUUCAAAACGACUGGUUGACAACAGGUGUCAUUGUCAGCUCCAUGAAGAAAGUCUCUCAAAAGUCUAAGGAAUAUUUGGUUUGGACUAUCAGUGAUUUGAAGCAGGAUAUGGCCACAGUGACAGUUUUCCUAUUCUCGAGCGCCAAUACAACUUUCACGACUGCCAAAAAAGGAACGGUGGUUGGGAUUUUGAGUCCAAACAUCCUUCCUCCUAAUUCAGCAAAAUUUGAUCUCAUCUUGACUGUGAAUGACGCUCAGAGAAUUCUAAUCAUCGGAACUUCCAAGGAUUAUGGCGUCUGCAAAUCACAAACUGCCAAAAACGAGCCAUGCUCCAAUUUUGUGAACACAAAUGUGUGUCCGUAUUGUACUUACCAUCUUUCGAAAGAGUACAAGCGUCACUCUGGAAAACCGACUGCCCCUCAUUCUGCUUUGAUGAACAAAGUGCUUGGAAAAUCGGAGGUUUUUUACGGAGGAAAAUCUUAUUCCGCCAUAAAGCAACCACCUAAAAAGAUUCCCAGAGAGCAUUUGUCUCAAUUGGCUCUGCCCCAGCCUACCAACAAGAAGAUCAAGGCCAGAGAUCACCUUCGAAUGCAGUCCUUGCUGGCGGAAGGACAGGAGAUGCCAAAUACAAGCUCCGUGAUUUCUGUCAGUCCGCUAUCCUUGAAACCAAAAAACAUCACUCGAAUGCACCACAUUAUGAACAACACCAGGAAGGCAACGGUGCUUUCCGGAGACAAACAGCCAACACAACAAGGCAGCGUUUCUAAACUGGCAGGCGUCCUUGGCAAGAACCAGUCAAAAAUUUCUGAAUCUUCAGCGCCAAAACCGUCUUUAUCGAAAGCAGCCCCUAAGCAAACAGCAACUGCUAGUUCGAGAAAUGUUCAGAGCGCCAAAAGUUUACUUUCAACGCUGACUGAUUCAAAAAAGGAAAGUUCGUUAAGCAAACCUUCAGCAAUGACUCCUCCGCCAACCAAGAAAGUUGACCUUUCAAAUCUUGGAGGCUCCAAUGGUCGUCCAACGCUGAGUAAAUUCAAUUCUAUAGACUUAGGAGAUUUGUGCAGAAAACCUGUUCUCCACGAUCAGGAUAGAGCUAAGGUUGCUGCUUUACAAUUAGUGAGAGCAAAAGGCCCAUUCAAAAAGGAAAACCCAAAUAAAGUGAAGAAGGCAGCUUCGGCGGCAAAGGUCAACGCUUCCCUGAAGAGAAAAGUUCCUGUUGAGGAUGAUGAAGAAGAGGCAAAGCUGAGAGCCGAAUUUGAGCUGAAAAAGCCAAAGUUCUUGGCGAUGAUUGAGACUGGAUCUCAACACCAGGACUUGGUAGAGAGUGCUCAUCAAGAAGCCGAAGACAAUUACUUCAACAACAUGGAAACCAAGGAGAAAAUUGAGGACAAAAUGCUCAACACCCACAAAGUUGAAGUGAAAGCAAUCAAGUGCACUCUGUGCAAUUAUUUAUCCCUGGCUCGAAGUGACUUUUGCCGAAAGCAAGGUCACCCGGUCAAACUGGUGCAGACGCACAAACGCUUCUUCCAGUGCAAGGGAUGCAAAAAUCACAUAUGGGUCCUCGAGCUUGUGCCAACGUCGGCUUGCUCCAACUGCGGACAGAGCCACUGGGAACGGGCAGGCAUGAUCAAAGACAAGCAAGCCAAGUUUGAGACUCUGCGCAUCAGUGCUGGAGACCGAGAGACCUUCAACCCGGCCAACAUGAACAGUUUGGUGCCCGACUGAGAUCCUGGCCAAAAGGUCAGUUCAAUAAUUCCCUAAUUUUGGGAUGAAUAUGCAUUGUUUAUUAUUGCUAAAUCCGUGAUUCUUAUAAAUUUACAACAAAAAAUACUGAUUCUUCUUGAGUAUCUGUAUUACCCCUUUUUUCAAAAUAGAUAUUUGUACAGUAAAAUUGAUUACAAGUUGAAGGAUAGUCCGGUGCCCUUGAGAUUGGUCUCGGUCCAGUUGUCGAAACGGCUGAUCAUGUCUUUGGACAUUUGACCUUUGUAGUCGCCAACACUGCCCUUCCUCAUAAAGGCGCCUUUCUCAAUUUCCUCCUUGUCAAUCAAAUUGUACUUCCUGUUGAUCUCCACCACAUCUUCAUAGUUCACCGCUGGGUUGUUUUUCAUGCUGUUGAAGCUCAGGUGCUCUGUGAGGAUUUCCACCUUUGCGUCAGACAGAUUUUUGCCCAGGAACU
Molecule: messenger RNA, 2927 nt
Organism: Neocloeon triangulifer
Lineage: Eukaryota; Metazoa; Arthropoda; Insecta; Ephemeroptera; Baetidae
Gene: Mcm10
Product: protein MCM10 homolog
Exons: 10
Coding region: 125-2476 (783 amino acids)
Biological process (GO): DNA replication; DNA replication initiation
Cellular component (GO): replication fork protection complex; nucleus
Molecular function (GO): DNA replication origin binding; single-stranded DNA binding
Source: RefSeq, a predicted model, not a curated record